This is a messenger RNA of Sphaeroforma arctica JP610, 229 nucleotides long. RefSeq lists its product as hypothetical. Lineage: Eukaryota; Ichthyosporea; Ichthyophonida. The annotation marks the transcript as partial. The transcript has a single exon. The record is from RefSeq and is a predicted model, not a curated record.
AUGAAGCUGUUUACCUCGUGUGUAGUUCCUGCGAACGGCAAUGCGCAGAAUAAGUCGACAGCUAAUGAGAAUGCGGCAACGGAAACUUCCGCUGAAUCGACUAAUGAAAACACAGAGAAUUCCUCUCGUGAUAGUGAGUUGGCAGGUGUUCAAAUGAGGCACCAAAAAGACGGCAGUGGACAAUUAUCGAGGACCACACAGAGCGGGACUUCUGGAUCUCCUGAUGAAG